CGUGGCAUCCAUGUUGACUGGCGGGCGAGGGGGAAGUCCCGAGGCCCUUCCGCCAGGACUAAAAUGGCGGCGGCCUGUUGUGGGUGGAGGUAGUCGGGACGGCCCAGUCUCGGCCAUUUUCCGCGGGAGUCGCAGGUCACCUGAGGCUUUGCACUGAUAGCUAUUCCACUGCCAAAAUGACAUCUUCCACCUCUGCACAAUUUCCAUUACACGAGAAAGCUUGCAGAACAUCAUCUGAAAGAAUCACACAGGUAAGACCCAAGCUGCCGCUUUUGAGGAUAUUGCAAACUGCAGGGGCUCAGGGUGAAACUUUUACAUUAAAGCAGAUCAUACAUUACCUUGGAGAAUAUAUUGUGCUGAAACAGCUGUAUGACAAAGAAGAACAACAUAUGGUUUAUUGUGAAGGAGACCAAUUAGGGGAUCUUCUGGGCCGUGAAAGCUUCUCUGUAAGAGAUCCAAGCCCGGUGUAUGAUAUGCUGAAAAGGAAUGUGACACCUGCUUCUGUCACAGAUGCUGCACAGACACAUGCUCUCGCAAAGGAUCAGAGUGUGGAUAAUCCAAGCCAAGAUCAACUGAAGCAGAGUAGCACAGAGAGAAGUUCUAGCAUUGAAUAUAAAGAGGAAACAUCCAUCUGGUAUACAUCAAAAUCUGGCUGCAUAGAAGAUACAGAUAACCCAUCAAAAGAACAGACUUCACUGGAUAGUGUGCUUGAAGAGUGGGAUGUACCUGGACUUCCAUGGUGGUUUUUGGGGAAUCUGAGAAACAACUACAAGUCCAGAAGUAAUGGUUCUACAGAUAUACAAACUAGUCAGGAUGUAGAUACUGCUGUUGUUUCAGAUACAACGGAUGACUUAUGGUUUCUCAGUGAAGCUGUUUCAGAGCAGUUAGGUGUCACAGUGCCAAUGAAGACAAUUGAUUGUGAACACGCAAAUGAAGAUGGAAAAGAGAAUAACAAAAUGGUAAGUGAAGUUACAUCUUCAGAUGACUUUGAAGAUUCACAAUCCUUAAGUGAUGACACAGAUAACGAUAUUGCCCCUGAGGAUGGUUGGCAAUGCACCAAAUGCAAGAAGUUCAACUCCCCCAUCAAACGAUACUGCUUACGUUGCUGGGCCUUAAGGAAAGACUGGUUCUUUGACUGCCCUAAACUAAAACAUUCUGUCUCCACAUCCAACAUUGCUUCACUGCAAAGUACAGACGAGGCAGAAGGGAUGGAUGUCCCAGACUGCCGAAGAACAGUAUCAGCUCCAGUUGUACGCCCUAAAGACCUGUGUAGUUCAGACGUUACAUGUAGCUCAAGCCCUAAAAGCUCCAUGGAUUCUUUAGAUGUAUCACAGUUGUGUGAACAAAGAAAGCCUGUGCUGCAGUUGGGUAAGCGGAAAGAAAAGGAAGAGGAAGAAGCGCAGUCCCUUGAGACUUGCAAAGAAUUGCUGAAACCUUGCCCUUUGUGCCGGAAGAGGCCACGAAAUGGGAAUAUUGUCCAUGGAAAGACUGCUCAUCUUGUGGCCUGUUUUCCAUGUGCCAGAAUGUUAAAAAAGACACGAUCACCUUGUCCUCUGUGUAAGAAGCAGAUUCAAGUUGUGAUCAAGACUUACAUAUCAUAGCUGAGUCACUUCCUGGGGGCUGUAAAGGAUGCAGUUUGAACAUUACACAUGUAAUGAGAUGGUGCUUACAGUUGUUACUUUUCUGUUUACGUUAUCAAGAUCCCAUAUCCACAAGGACAUGUUCUUAGUAAAACCUCAGUUACCUGAAACCAUGGAUAUGACCAAAUGCCAUUAAAUUAUUUGACUCUCAUGUCCAGCAUACCAUAACGUUGUACUGUAGGUCUAGACAUUUCUAUGAACCAGGGUGGUUGUGUGUUUUCCAGGCAGUAGGGCCAUGUUCCAGAAGUACUGUCUCCUGACAUUUUGCCCACAUCUAUGGCAGGCAUCCUCAGAGGUUGUGAGGUAUAUGAGGAUGCCUGCCAUAGAUGCGGGCAAAACGUCAGGAGAGAAUGCUUCUGGAAUAUGUCCAUACAGCCCAGAAAACACACAACAACCCUGUGAUUCCGGCCAUGAAAGCCUUCAACAACACAUUGAACAUUUCUAUGAACCGUUUUUCCGUGGGCAUAGAUAUGUGAAUUUGUAGUUAUUGUUUUUACAGUUAUGGGAUUGGUGGGGAUGACUUACAGUUUGUCUAUAGGGGAAGAAUUGCAAAAGUGAGGGGUCACACAUGUUCCUUAAAAGGAGGCCUUCUAAUGUGGAAAUAACUCCAUUGUUUCUCCAUAAUGAAGAAUCAUUGUAUUUGCAUGCUGGCCUGAGGGCACAAAAAGAAGCCUAUUUCUACUUCCUUCCACCUUAGUUAUGUUUGUGCUAAGUUUCCUUAUAUGUAUAUGAUGAAUUAUGUACUAACUUGCCUUUUGCACCUUGCACAUGAUUCUUUAAAUGUCUGGAAGUCAGCUAUACUGAUAGUUGGAUCCCAAAAACUGAGCAUUUUUCUGACUGUAAAUUUUUUAUCUACAUAUGAUGCACCCUUGUGUUGGGUGCCUUUAUUUCUAUAUUGGGGCAGCUACUGAAUGAGUAAGAUAUUUGACACUUCGUUAUUCUGUGUCUCUUACGCUCACCACAUUAAUCUUGGGACAUAGUUUAAGCUUUGUAUGUUAUGGGCUUUUUCCCAGUACUCUGUGUGUUGUGUAUGUAUGUGUGUGUAUGUGUGUGUGUGUGUGAGAGAGAGAGAGAGAGAGGGAGGAAGGAGACAAGACUUUCAAUACAGUUAGAAGAAAGAUUAUUUGUACUAAGAUUGUUCCAUGUAUAUUAUAUUUUUCUCUGUUUAAAACUA
Molecule: messenger RNA, 2814 nt
Organism: Anolis carolinensis (green anole)
Lineage: Eukaryota; Metazoa; Chordata; Lepidosauria; Squamata; Anolidae
Gene: mdm4
Product: MDM4 regulator of p53
Exons: 11
Coding region: 177-1601 (474 amino acids)
Biological process (GO): regulation of cell cycle; protein ubiquitination; cell cycle
Cellular component (GO): nucleus
Molecular function (GO): ubiquitin protein ligase activity; p53 binding
Source: RefSeq, a predicted model, not a curated record